AUGGCGUUGGGUAAGACAGUGGUGGGUGAUGCCAACCUCGCUCCUCCUGCCCCUGUCUUGGUUCUUGGUGGCUGCACGGGUGUGGGGAAAACCGCCAUCCUCUAUGAGCUUCGGAAAGUGGACCAGCAGAUUCUGGAUUUGGAGGGACUGGCCAAGCAUCGGGGGUCUGCUUUUGGUGCUACCUCGGAGCCUCAGCCAAGUAACGAGGCCUUUGAGAACAUCUUGGCCUUUGCGGUGAGACGAGUCACUCCUAAGAAGCCUUUGUGGAUUGAGCAUGAGGGCAAACAUGUGGGCAAGGCAUCGCUUCCCUUGGGGAUUCUAUCCUGGAUCACCAAUGCAACAGGAGCUCUGGUGAUGCUGACCAUGAGCAAGGAGUUGAGGGUCCGCAGAUUGGUGGAUGACUACUGCAACGAUCCGAAUCUGUCGAAGGUGGAACAACUCGAGCAACUCAAGAAUAGUGUAAAUCUCCUGUCGAAGCGACUGGGUGGGCAGCGGGUGAAGGAUGCCCUGCGUCUGUUGGACGAAGGUCGUUGGAACGAGGUGGCCGGUAUGAUGUUGGAUUACUACGACAAGCUCUACGAAAAAUGGGCCUCCCAAAGUCGUUGCGCCAAAAUUCAUGUGGACUGCCCCACCAUCGAUGCCAUCGACAACGCGCGGCGGGUUCUGAAGGCGACGGAACAGCAUGGCUACUGCCACUGCUCCAUUUGUCGUCGCCUCUCCGGGGCACCCUUCUCCUGUCAAGCGCUCUUCACCGCUGCAGAGGUGCAGCUAUCGAUGGAGCCUGGGGCGAACCUCACAUCUUUGCAAACAUCCAAAGGCGUUGAACGGACAAGAUGUGCUUCGUGUUUGGCUCCAGUGCGUGGACUUCUCCUGGGAGGCAAAGUUGCAGCGGUACCAUUGGGUUUGCUUUGCAGCUGGCGAGGAACUGAAUCUCCGUUGAG
Molecule: messenger RNA, 941 nt
Organism: Cladocopium goreaui
Lineage: Eukaryota; Dinophyceae; Suessiales; Symbiodiniaceae
Source: the annotation of a GenBank genome assembly